AUGGAGAUGUUCCUCGAGCUCAGGAAAACCUUUUCCCAGAAGAUCUUGCACGACUGCAUCUCUUGGCUAGCAACAGCGAGCACCUGUCCGUCUCGGCGUUGGUCGUCAGAUCUCCGUGUCUGCCGUCUCUCUCCUCCACCUGUGAAGGCUGAGUCCCCGGGGGCGUGGACGCGGGUGACCCCCGGCGGCGCGGGCAAUGGGUUCCUGCCCCUUCCCGGCCCCACCGUCCUUCUAGCGCAGCUGCGUGCGUGUGAGGCGUGGCUUCUCGGCCACCGGCUGGGAGCAAAGUCAGCGGGCGGAGCCGCCGCGCUGCCCACGGAGCCCGGGAACCCCUGCUGCUCCGCGCAGAGACCUGGCCCGGGAGCUGGUUGGAAAUGCAGAGUCUCGGGCCGUCCUGGCCCCCGCCGCAGCAGAAGAGCAGAACUCCCUGAGGUGGGUUGGAGUAUUAUCAUUUUUCAGAUGAGGAAGCAGACUGGAGUAAGCAGUGGGAAUUGGGAUCUUUCUCAUUCUCUUCAGGAGACUUACCAUUCCCAUGGCAAAAUGGUAUGGGUACUGUGUUUCAUCCAGAUUGAUGUAUCCGGCGACAUUUUUGACCUCUUCACCCUUGAACACCUCACAAGCUUCUGA
Molecule: messenger RNA, 627 nt
Organism: Zalophus californianus (California sea lion)
Lineage: Eukaryota; Metazoa; Chordata; Mammalia; Carnivora; Otariidae
Exons: 4
Coding region: 1-627 (208 amino acids)
Source: RefSeq, a predicted model, not a curated record